Coffea eugenioides is the source of this 1967-nucleotide messenger RNA. Its product is annotated as calcium-dependent protein kinase SK5-like. The coding region runs from base 158 to 1732 and encodes 524 amino acids. Gene Ontology annotation, cellular component: nucleus; cytoplasm. Gene Ontology annotation, biological process: peptidyl-serine phosphorylation; protein autophosphorylation; intracellular signal transduction. Gene Ontology annotation, molecular function: calcium/calmodulin-dependent protein kinase activity; ATP binding; calmodulin binding. The record is from RefSeq and is a predicted model, not a curated record. Lineage: Eukaryota; Viridiplantae; Streptophyta; Magnoliopsida; Gentianales; Rubiaceae. The transcript has 7 exons.
UAAAACCAGCCAAAAACCCAAUAGGCAAAAGGCAAAAGCAAAAAGUCUUUGCUCACUUCUUUCUUCUUCUCCCCUUGCUUCUUCCUUCCUCCCUGAAUAAAACUACUGCGAUCUUUCCUUCCAAGAUUCAGAGGAAAAUAGAUCACAAUCAAGAAUCAUGUCUUCAGAGACAGCACCAGAAUCCACAGCAUCAGAAGAAGCCACCACCCAGAAACCACCAUCAACCACUGCAGCAGCAGCACCACCACCACCAUCAUCGUCAUCAGGUCCAUCAUUUUCAUUGAAGCCCAGUUGGGUUCUCCCCUACAGAACCCAAUCCCUCCAAUCCAUUUACAGUAUAGGCAAGAAACUAGGCCAAGGCCAGUUUGGCACAACUCAUUUGUGCACAGAGAAAUCAUCAGGUGUACUCUAUGCCUGCAAGUCUAUACCUAAGAAGAAACUCAUCUGUAAAGAGGACUAUGAUGAUGUCUGGAGGGAGAUUCAGAUAAUGCACCAUCUUUCUGAGCACCCGAAUGUGGUCCGAAUAAAGGGUACUUAUGAGGAUUUUCUUUGUGUUCAUAUAGUCAUGGAGUUGUGUGCUGGUGGGGAGCUUUUUGAUAGGAUAGUGCAAAAGGGACAUUAUAGUGAAAGAGAGGCUGCAAAGCUGAUCAAAACUAUUGUUGGGGUUGUGGAGGCUUGCCAUUCUUUGGGGGUUAUGCAUAGGGACCUUAAGCCUGAGAAUUUCUUGUUUACCAGUGCUGAUGAAGAUGCAGCUCUAAAGGCCACUGAUUUUGGCCUCUCUGUCUUCUACAAGCCAGGUGAAACAUUUUGUGAUGUAGUCGGGAGUCCUUACUAUGUUGCACCAGAGGUUUUACGCAAGCAUUAUGGACCUGAAUCGGAUGUAUGGAGUGCUGGAGUUAUAUUGUACAUUUUACUUAGUGGUGUUCCACCUUUUUGGGCUGAAACUGAGAUGGGGAUCUUCCGCCAGAUACUACAAGGAAAAUUGGAUUUUGAAUCUGAACCGUGGCCUGGUAUUUCCGACAUUGCCAAGGAUUUGAUACGAAAAAUGCUAGAUAGAAAUCCAAAGAGAAGGUUGACAGCCCAUGAAGUUCUGUGUCAUCCAUGGAUUAUUGAUGACAAUAUGGCCCCUGAUAAACCUCUUGAUUCUGCUGUACUGUCACGCCUCAAGCAGUUCUCUGCAAUGAACAAACUCAAGAAGAUGGCUUUGCGUGUAAUUGCUGAGAGGCUAUCAGAAGAAGAAAUUGGUGGCCUUAAGGAGUUAUUUAGAAUGAUAGAUACAGACAAUAGUGGGACAAUAACCUUUGAUGAACUGAAAGAGGGUUUAAGGCGAGUAGGUUCUGAACUCAUGGAGUCUGAGAUCAAGGAUCUUAUGGAAGCAGCAGAUAUUGACAAUAGUGGAACAAUAGAUUAUGGUGAGUUUCUUGCUGCUACUGUGCACUUAAACAAGUUAGAGAGAGAGGAGAAUCUAGUAUCAGCGUUCUCUUUCUUUGACAAAGAUGGAAGUGGUUACAUAACCAUUGAUGAGCUCCAACAGGCUUGCAAGGAAUUUGGUUUAAGUGAACUCCACCUCGACGAGAUGAUCAAAGAAAUUGAUCAAGAUAAUGAUGGACAGAUUGACUAUGGAGAAUUUGCUGCAAUGAUGAGGAAAGGAAACGGUGGAGUUGGCAGGAGGACCAUGAGGAAUACUUUGAAGCUGGGAGAAGCCUUGGGAGUUUAUCAAAACAGCGAAUAAAUUAUGUGAAGCUCAUCUGUAUCAACUUUUCUGAUUUUGUUUUUGCUAUGAUGAGCCUGUCUUUUGUCGCUGAUAACUGUAUAAGGUUUAGGAUACUUUCCUUUCCCUUCCUGCCUCUCUGAUGGCUGAUCCUCCUGAAAAUAGGCACAGCACUUUUGAUAUCUGUAACCGGACUUGAUCAAUAUUUUUUUGUCUACUGGAAAGUACUAACCCCCUCCCUAGUUUAAUCUGAUAA